Molecule: messenger RNA, 1704 nt
Organism: Andrographis paniculata
Lineage: Eukaryota; Viridiplantae; Streptophyta; Magnoliopsida; Lamiales; Acanthaceae
Product: putative aldehyde oxidase Art an 7
Exons: 3
Coding region: 1-1704 (567 amino acids)
Source: RefSeq, a predicted model, not a curated record
AUGGCUGUACCAAUAUUACGAUUCAUCGCCGUCCUCCUCCACUGCUCCCUCCUCUGCUACGCCGGCGGCCGCCUGCCGAUCGGCGGCGAGGCGGCCAUCGAUGACUACAUUGUCGAGCCGACUAAUUUUUUGGGUUCGUGGAGAGUCGACUCGCCCAAUUGCGGUGUCUCGGCGAUGCAUAUGCAAUUAUUGCCCAAUAAUAAGCUCAUAAUGUACGACUCGACAAGUAACGGCUUGUCGGAAAUAAAAAAUGACCCCCCCUUGUGCCGGGGGAGGGUCGGAGGCCGCCCGACCGACCCCCAGCUCGAUUGCACAGCCCACGCUCUUGAGUAUGAUGCCGAGACGGCGCAGAUGCGACCGCUUAAUCUGGCCUCCAGCCCGUGGUGCUCCUCCGGCGGCAUGACGAAGAACGGCGAGCUGAUGUCGACCGGCGGCGACAAGGACGGGUUCCGCGCCGUCCGCAUUCUUAAGCCGUGUCCCAACUGCCAGUUCGAGGAGAAGAACCUCGCCCUCUUCAGCAACCGCUGGUACGCCACCGACCACCCCCUCGAGAACGGCACCUUUGCCAUCGUUGGCGGCCGCGACGCCUACAACUACGAGCUCGUCCCCGUCGACACCCUCGAAUUCACCCCCCAAAUCAAAGCCCUCCCCCUCCUCGCCGAAACCGACGACGACGCCGGCCGGGAGAACAACCUCUACCCCUUCGUUAACCUCCUCCCCGACGGAAACCUCUUCGUCUUCGCCAAUUACAAGUCCAUCGUCCUCAAUCCGUACACCGGAGAAGCCGUACGGAAGUUCCCCGACCUCGCCGGAAGUCGGAAUUACCCACCGUCCGCGAUGUCCGCUCUCCUCCCCGUCGACCUAAGCUCCGGCGACCCUAAGUAUGAAGUUAUUAUCUGCGGCGGCAACAGUCGCGACGCUUAUAUUUACUCCGAUUUGCAGCAGCCUAACCGGACAUUUUUGCCGGCGCUUAAGGACUGUCAGAGGAUCGAUUUGAUGAAGGAAGGCGCUGAUUGGGAUUCGGAGGAUAUGCCGUCGCCACGUGUCAUGGGCGACAUGGUGAUUCUCCCCACCGGAGAUCUGCUAAUUCUGAACGGCGCAAAGGCCGGCACGUCGGCUUGGAACGCGGCCGACCAGCCGAACAUGACUCCGGUUCUCUACACACCUAAUAAACCGAAGGGUCUCCGGUUCAAGGAACUCGCUCCGACGACGGUUCCCCGGAUGUACCACUCCAACGCCGCCGUGCUACCGUCGGCGGAGAUUCUCAUCGCCGGCAGCAACACCAACGCCUUCUACAUGAUGCCCAAGUACAACGACCUCUUCAUUUUUCCGACGGAGAUGCGGACCGAGAAGUUCACGCCGCCGUACCUGGACCCGCUGCUCCAGGACUGGCGCGUGGAGAUCACCGGCGCCGCGGAUCCGAUUCCGAUGAAGUACGGCGGCACCUUCACUCUCACCGUCACCACCAAAAAGGGGCCGCUGCUGCCGCCGGAGGUGAAGGUCACGAUGUACUCGCCACCGUUCACCACCCACGGCUACUGCCAGAACCAGCGGCUGCUCAUUCUCAGCCGGAAAGUUAGCGGCAAUACGUUGUCCGUGGAGGCGCCGCCGUCUGGGAAGGUGGCGCCGCCGGGGUACUAUCUCAUCUUCGUCGUCCGCCGUGGGAUCCCCAGCCGCGGCGUGUGGGCCCGUAUUGACAAUUAA